This is a messenger RNA of Myzus persicae (green peach aphid), 2466 nucleotides long. Its product is annotated as tryptase-like. Gene Ontology annotation, biological process: proteolysis. NCBI's taxonomy places the organism in Eukaryota, Metazoa, Arthropoda, Insecta, Hemiptera, Aphididae. The transcript has 6 exons. Gene Ontology annotation, molecular function: serine-type endopeptidase activity. Bases 335 to 1537 code for a protein of 400 amino acids. The record is from RefSeq and is a predicted model, not a curated record.
CGUUCGCGCCCAUCACACCCGUUUCACCGUGCGUUUGCGUAGGACGACAUCGCGCCCCUCUCCAUCCCCCUGGAACGAGCCGCCGCAACUGCAGUCGGUGUUUUCCGUCGACGACCGUCGAAAUCGAAAAAAAUCGUUUUCAAAUUUCCCGGCGGUCCGGCUCAGUCCAGACGACAUUUUUUGCACACGAUAUAAUAAUACAAUAUCAUUACAACUGUUCGUCCGUCCGUUCGUCUCGUUCGCGUCGUCGCGCUGUUGGCUGUUUCUCGGCGAAUACUCCGUGUGGCAGGCGCGCCGAACACUUCCGAAUAGGAUCGAAGCCGUUCCGGUUGACAUGUCGGGCCCGACCCUCAAGAGACUUUCGGCGCCGCCGUUAUCUGUAUUGUGGUCUGCCAUAUUGCUGUUACAAGUGACAGUGACUGUAGUUUCUGGUCAAGAAGAGGAUGUGACAAAGGUAGAUCUCGAUAAUGCAAUUUUGGAAGUAUUUCCAACCCAAACACCCUCACCACCGCCAUCGGAUCGGUGUAUAUGUGUACCAUACUAUUUGUGCAGAAAUAAGACGAUUAACACAGAUGGUGAAGGAUUAAUAGAUAUUAGGUUUAAAGAAGGCCCAUGUCCCAACUACUUGGACGUGUGCUGCUACGAUCCUAUGAAAUCGUCAGAGACUUCAAAUAUAUCUUACGAUGAAAAGCGUACGAUCUGUGGUCAUUGGAACUCUGCUGGCGUAGGAUUCAGAAUAACUGGAAACUCAAAUAACGAAGCACAAUUCGGCGAGUUCCCCUGGAUGAUGGCAAUUCUUAAAUUAGAACCUAACCAAUCCAAAACUUACCUGUGCGGUGGUUCAUUGAUUCACCCAAAAGUCGUGUUGACUGCAGUCCAUUGCGUGCAUGGCAAAGACCCGAACGAUCUAGUAAUUCGAGCUGGUGAAUGGGAUUCACAAACGGAAAACGAACUGUUACCGUUACAAGACGGCCAGGUCUACAAAAUAAUCAAACAUGAAAAAUAUUACGGCGGCGCACUUUUCAACGACGUGGCGCUGAUCUUUGUCACCCAACCGUUCUUGCUCAGAGAUAAUGUGGGCACUCUUUGUUUGCCCAGCCCGAAUUACGUGUUCUCUAGGGAAAGAUGCUACGCCAGUGGUUGGGGCAAAAAUGUAUUUGGUAAAUCCGGCGUGUAUCAAGUCAUUUUGAAAAAAAUUGAUUUGCCGAUCGUACCACGUAAAUCGUGCUUGGAGUUGUUAAGAAAGACCAGGUUGGGCAUGAAUUACAAAUUGCACGAGAGUUUCAUCUGUGCCGGUGGGGAAAUUGGCAAAGAUACUUGUCAAGGUGACGGUGGAAGUCCUCUGAUGUGUCCACUUGAGAAUAGACCCGAACAGUUCCACCAGGCCGGCAUCGUGGCGUGGGGAAUCGGAUGCGGUGACGAGACACCCGGCGUGUACGUGGACGUGGCCUUGUUCAGAAACUGGAUCGAUGAGCAAAUGGCUAGGGAAAAUUUGGACACGAGCUUCUAUGAUCCUGAUUACGUUCCACCGAAUUAAAUUUUCUCUGCAUCUCUCUCUUUCAUAUAGACACACACAUACCCUCCGGUCUCAUUAACCCUCUUUCGUUCUUCUCUCGAUUCUAUAUCUUUCUGUCAUCAAGCCACCAGUCGAAUGAAGCUAAGGUUGGCCCGGUUAGGGGGUACACUCGUCUAGGCGUGUAUUGGUGUGUCAAGUGUAUUUAUCAUUAUCAUUAUUAUUAUUAUUACAAUUAUAUACUUAUUACCAUACCGAACAAAAAUUAUGUAUGAUGAGAUAUGCGAUGCGAUUCUAUUUUAAAUUUUAGUUUGUACCAACUUGUACCCGAUCUGUGAAAAUAUACAACGCCAAAAAAACCGCAUUACAAUACAUAAUAUGAUUUUCGAAUUAUUUUUGACGUUACCCUUCAAAAUAGUCAAACGUCUAAUAGUUAAGACUACUCCACCCCGCAAGGCUCUGCAGUUUUGAUAUUGAUAGGCCUCAUUCUCUGCAUCUAAUUUGUAUGUAACUAUUGUACCUAUCUAUAUAUUAUACAUCGCUCGUAAUAUAAUGAUAUCGACAUGUCAUCGUUACAACUUAAUUCGGUAGACGUAAAAACGAUCAGGUCUGAAUGUCUGAUCUUUAGAAAAUAUUUUAGUUUAAUUCAACGAAUGUAAUUAUAAAUUAUCCACAGUUAUAUUAUUAUAUUAUUUCUAUUGAGUUAAAAAUAUAUAGUACCUAAGAUUGCAUAAUUUAAAUUUAUAAUGUAUUUGUAUUGUAUUAUUAUACUUUUAUGAAAUAGGUACCUGUCAUUUGAACUUGAAACUACAAACUAUUUAUAAGCUAAAAUAAUGUUGUAGGGCUAACCUAAAUAUGAAGUUAUAAAUACUCAAUUAAUUUUUUGAUUUUAUGCAGCAGUAUUUUGUCGUUUAUUCGAGAAACUAUGAAAUAAAUAAUUUAAAAAAAUACUA